Messenger RNA from Cucurbita pepo subsp. pepo (vegetable marrow), 1946 nucleotides. Its product is annotated as ferrochelatase-2, chloroplastic. Gene Ontology annotation, biological process: heme biosynthetic process. NCBI's taxonomy places the organism in Eukaryota, Viridiplantae, Streptophyta, Magnoliopsida, Cucurbitales, Cucurbitaceae. Gene Ontology annotation, molecular function: protoporphyrin ferrochelatase activity. The record is from RefSeq and is a predicted model, not a curated record. Gene Ontology annotation, cellular component: mitochondrion.
UGCGUGGAUGCGUAGACUCUUCAACCCCAAAUCCAAAUUCAAAAUGAAACUGGCAACUUAGCUACAAAUCAACGCUUUCCAGGAUCUUCCCGUCCCCCAAUUUUGACUCUUCAUCCUUACAAUUCAGUUUCAAAAAAUAUUUAUAAUCAGGAUCGUCGCUAACUCACUCAGUUCUUCGUUCAACACUGCUCAAAUUUUUCUGGGGUUUUCGUGGACUUUCGAUUUUGGAUCACUGUAUUUCUGAUUUUUGACUUCCAUGGACGCGAUCGCUUUCUCUGCCGCUCAUUCCAAUAUGAAGCUUCUCGAUUCCAACACCCUUAAUCCGGAUCGCACGGUUUCUACGUCAUUCUCUGUGCCGAAAUCUCUUGUGUCUUUCUCUUGUAAAUCCUCUGGAAAAUUGCAAGUUCGUGAUAAGUCUAGAACUCAAGGAUUAGUGGUUUCUUGUUCUAGCUCCAAUGGUCAGGGGCUACAACUUUCUGGCCCUGUUGAGAAGAGAGGCCGUCUUGGACAAGCAUUUUGCUCAGUAGGAACUGUCUCCUAUGGUGAAUUUGCUUUAGAAUCUCACUCUCAGGCAGUAGAAGAGAAGGUUGGAGUUCUGCUCCUGAAUCUAGGAGGGCCAGAAACGCUUGAUGAUGUUCAGCCAUUUUUGUACAACCUAUUUGCUGAUCCGGAUAUUAUUCGGCUCCCGAGGUUGUUCCGUUUUCUCCAAGAGCCAUUGGCGAAGUUAAUUUCUACUUUUCGUGCUCCGAAAAGCAAAGAAGGGUAUGCUUCAAUUGGUGGUGGCUCACCUUUGCGUAAAAUAACAGAUGAACAGGCACAGGCGCUUAAAAUGGCUUUGGAAGAGAAAAACAUAUCUGCUAAUGUCUAUGUCGGAAUGCGCUAUUGGUACCCUUUCACAGAGGAAGCGAUUCAGCAAAUUAAGAGGGAUGGGAUAACAAAACUUGUGGUGCUGCCACUGUAUCCACAGUACUCUAUUUCGACAACCGGGUCCAGUAUUCGUGUUCUCCAGAAGAUUUUCAGGGAAGACGCAUAUCUCUCGACAUUGCCUGUUUCGAUUAUAAAGUCGUGGUAUCAACGAGAAGGGUAUAUUAAGUCGAUGGCCGACUUGAUUCAGACAGAGCUGAAGAAUUUCGUUAAUCCUCAGGAGGUUAUGAUUUUCUUUAGUGCACAUGGGGUUCCCGUCAGUUAUGUUGAGAAUGCUGGAGAUCCUUACAAAGAUGAAAUGGAGGAGUGCAUCUACCUAAUCAUGCAAGAGUUGAAGGGCAGAGGGGUUGGAAAUGAGCAUACUCUUGCUUAUCAGAGCCGCGUUGGACCUGUACAAUGGCUAAAGCCAUACACUGAUGAAGUUCUUGUUGAGCUUGGCCAGAAGGGUAUCAAGAGCCUCCUAGCCGUUCCCGUGAGCUUUGUGAGUGAGCACAUCGAGACUCUUGAGGAGAUAGAUAUGGAGUAUAAGCACUUGGCACUUGAAUCUGGGAUCGAAAACUGGGGGCGUGUGCCCGCUCUCAACUGCAAGUCUUCAUUCAUUGUGGAUCUGGCCGAUGCAGUAGUCGAAGCCCUUCCAUCUGCUACGGCAUUGUCACCCCACGCAGGCUCCGCAGAUACAAAUGAUCGUGGUUCUUUUCGAUUUGAUCCUAUCAGAUUGUUAUUUGGUUCAAUCCUUGCAUUCAUCUUGUUACUCUCACCCAAAGCGUUUCUAGCGUUUAGGAAUAAUUUCAUUUGACGAUACAAUGAUACAAGACAUAGGUAGAAUAGGUCAGUGUUGCAUGGAUUGGAUAGGGGAGGGGAUCGUUUUAAAUUUACUUGAGAUAAAAGGCAAAAAAUUUCAGCAUGGCAAUCAUAGGUAUUACGUUUUGUACUAAAUUUGUAUUAGGGCAAACACUGACGGAUUCAGACACAAAUGAAAAUAAAGGAGGAAUUACGUUUUCUUGCUCAUGAUUCACAUUUCA